Molecule: messenger RNA, 579 nt
Organism: Staurois parvus
Lineage: Eukaryota; Metazoa; Chordata; Amphibia; Anura; Ranidae
Source: the annotation of a GenBank genome assembly
GGACUCCGGGCAGCGGCACCCCUGGCAGGACUCCGGGCAGCGGCACACCGGGCAGGACUCCGGGCAGAGGCACAUCGGGCAGGACUCCGGGCAGAGGCACAUCGAGCUGGACUCCGGGCAGGACUCCGGGCAGAGGCACAUCGAGCUGGACACCGGAUCACCAGGCGGAGCGGCGGGCGCCGGGCCCCCGGGCGCGGCGAUGGGCACCGGGCCCCCAGGCAGGGCAGCGGGCGCCGGGCCCCCAGGCCGGGCGCCGGGGCCCCAAGCGGGGUGACGGGCGCUGGGCCCCCAGGCGGGGCGGCGGGCGCCGGGCCCCAGGCGGGGCGGCAGGCGCCGGGCCCCCAGGAGGGGCGGCAGACACCGGGCCCCCAGGCGGAGCGGCGGGCGCCGGGCCCCCAGGCGGGGCGGCAGGCGCCGGGCCCCCAGGAGGGGCGGCAGACACCGGGCCCCCAGGCGGAGCGGCGGGCACCGGGUCAUCAGGCACGACAACGGGCAUCGGGUCACCAGGCAUCAGGUCAUUUGGCUCGACAGCGGGCACCGCGUCAUCUGGCAAGGCAGUGGGCACCGAGUCACCAGGCA